This is a messenger RNA of Penicillium pulvis, 1074 nucleotides long. Its product is annotated as zinc-dependent alcohol dehydrogenase. Lineage: Eukaryota; Fungi; Ascomycota; Eurotiomycetes; Eurotiales; Aspergillaceae. The transcript has 9 exons. Bases 1 to 1074 code for a protein of 357 amino acids. Gene Ontology annotation, molecular function: oxidoreductase activity. The record is from RefSeq and is a predicted model, not a curated record.
AUGUCUAUUCCAGCUACCCAGAUUGCAGCUGUGAUCCCCGCAUCUGGAGGGAAAGAUGUUUCAGAUGUGCAAAUCAGCGACACAUAUUCAGUGCCAACGCCGGGGGCUGGAGAGGUCCUGGUAAAAUUGGACUUCUCGGGGGUCUGUCAUUCUGAUGUUCACAGCAUUCGAGGCGAUACACCUAUGAAGACUGAUGUGGCGGGUCACGAAGGAGUGGGAAGAGUGGUCGCAGUUGGGGAUGGCCUCGUUGACACUCAAUGGAUGGGUCAAGUAGUGGGGAUCAGAUGGCUGUACAGCUCUUGUCUCGAGUGCGAGAUCUGUGAGGUCAAUCAUACAGCAUGCCCUAAGCAAAGGAAUGCCGGUGCGAAUGUUCCGGGUACAUUUCAACAAUACAUCGUUAGUCCAGCUAUUCACGCCACGAUAAUUCCACCGGGACUCUCUCCGGAUUUGGCGGCCCCUCUUCUCUGUGCUGGCAUUGCGAUGUACUCUUCAAUCAAGAAAGCCAGGGCCCGGCCUGGCAACUGGCUUGCUAUUAUUGGUGCCGGUGGAGGCUUGGGUCAUAUGGGCAUCCAGAUUGCGGCCAAACAGGGACUGAAAGUUCUUGCAAUAGAUACGGGUGUUAAAAAGAAAGACCUUUGUUUGUCCCUCGGGGCCACUGAAUUCUUGGACUUCCGCGAGGUGAAUAUAGUUGAAGGUGCCAAGUCGGUCACAUCCGGCUUGGGUGUCCACGCUGUGAUUUGUACUGCCAAUGCGGAGGCAGCUUACCAGCAAAGCUUGCAAAUGCUUCGGCCACUGGGUACUCUAGUUUGCGUGGGAAUACCCCAUGUUCCAUUCCGCCUCCCUGCCACCCCUUUCGAAAUGAUAGUCAAAGGUGAUUAUCGAAUAAUGCUUAGCCUUACAAUUGUCGGGAACUCCGCGGGGACCGCUCAGGAAAUGGAUGAACUAUUGGCUAUGGCAGUUAAAGGCGAUGUGAAGGCACAUAUCGAGAUUUUUCAUCUGCAGGAUAUCGUCAAUGUUUUGCAGCGACUUGAACGGUCUGAGAUUGAAGGAAGAGCUGUUUUGAGGAUCCCUUGA